AUGCCUGACAUACCUGUGGACAUGCUGAUCCUUGACAGGAUUCACAGAGUGGCAAGACCUGCCCACCUGUCCCCCUCCACUCCAAGAGAUGUCAUUAUGCGAGUAUAUUAUUUUUACAUCAAAGAACUGAUCUUGAAGUCUCACCGAACAAAGAGAGAUGUGGCGGAGAAGUUCAAAGAUAUCCUCAUCUUUACGGAUUUAUCGGCGGAAACCCUGAGGAGAAGGCGAAAUUACCAACCCAUCACGGAGACCCUUAGCACAAUAUCCCAUAAUGCUGGGG
Molecule: messenger RNA, 280 nt
Organism: Pelobates cultripes (western spadefoot toad)
Lineage: Eukaryota; Metazoa; Chordata; Amphibia; Anura; Pelobatidae
Source: the annotation of a GenBank genome assembly